AUGAAACACCAGAUUUUCGUCAUCGCCAAGGCCGGCAACUACUAUCGAUCGCUGGCGGCUAUUGAGAACCCCAAUCUGUCUGGCCUGGAAGUCCUCAAGCGCUGUCUGUUGCUCCUCCGAAUUUUCUCGCAUCCGAAAAACCGGAUUCCACUCCAACAAGAGCUUCGCUUCGCCAAAGAGUUCUUCCGUGAUCAACCACCACCUGCUGCAUUACCAACGGACGCACUGGAAAAUGCAGAUGCAUUCCAUCGCCCCUGUCCAUUUCCGUUCACGACGACAUGUCUCAUUGUCGGCGGCUCUUUCGACUGCGACAAUGGCCGGAUAGAUGUUGUGUUCGAGGAACUCUUCGGGGUCGGAUAUGGCCAAGAAGAUACAGAAGACGACAUGACUAUUCUUGAUAUUACAGACCCCGAAGAGCCUAAAAAAACCGAGGGACGCUUGCCACGCAUUGUGAAUGAACCCCUUAAUGGGUGGCAAUAUCUGGAAUCAUUCUACAAGAUCAGCGAUAAAAUAGUCCAACAGAACAUCCACGUUCUGGAAUCACUCCAGAAGGUGCUUCUCAUCACCACCCAUACUCUCGCAGAUCUGUGGCCCUGGGUUACUUGGGAUGUGGCUGGUUACACGGCUGUCCAGUCUGGUCCACUGCUUGGGCCAAAGGGGCUCUUACAGCAGACUGCCGCAGCUUUGGUGGAUGCUGUCCUAUUCCACAAUGAUCAGGACGACCUCAAUCCCAUCACGGAUUUUAUCCAACAAGUGCCCAAUGUCCGGCCUAUUCUUCGAGACGCUAUCCUCGAAAGGGCGGAUGAAGUGGGCAAGACCGCCGUAUCCUUGUCCCUUCUUAGUCUUGUCUAUGAAGGAGAACAGCACCUUGACUGGUCAGCAUUCGUGAACUUGGACGCUCCAGGUUUAUCGUCUGUCCUUCAGACUUUGUCACGCCAGCAAGUUGCUUCUAUCAAUCUGUCUGGCACAAAAUUCUCAGAGGCAACAAGUGAACUUUGGUCCUCGCUAUCACACCUCGCCCAUCCUAACAUCUACCUGCUUGAGCCUCCUUCUCGAUUGGACGAUGAGUCUAGUAAAAGUAUAAGCACAGAGUUCACCACAUUAUCACCGCAACCAAAAAUCAAUAGAUUGGUCAUGUCUAGCCUAAUGUCUCGUCCAUUUCGACCUCGAUCCGGCCAGCUCUUUCCAGAUACAAGUGCGGCUCCGCCCCUGGUUGAAUCCUUUCCGAUCGUUCAGUUACUGGUGAGCCAUGGUAAAGAAGGCGCCGUGGAUAAGUUAUUGCCGGUGUGGCCCUAUGAAUAUUUCUUCCUUGGAGACGCUUUCCUUAGCCCAACGAGAUUCAUCACUGGCCUGUUUCGGUAUAUGAGAAAUAUGAUUGGGCUGCGUGCCUCGUUCGAUAAUACAAGUGGAUUUGAUGCCGCCAUGUGCUUUGCAGCCAGUUCAUCCUCAUUAUCCGAUGGGGAAAUCGGGGAAAUAAAUGUUCUACCCGCGGACAUAUUCAAUUUCAGCCGACUCAGCUUCCGCUCUGUUAGAUUGAGUGGCCGCUACUCGGAAAUGAGGGACCUUGUCCCAGGCCAGUGGACCGUGCUGUUAACUCGCACGGUAUCCUUCCCAGAAUCUCUGGACUUGGAAGCGGUUGCUACCGAUAGAAACGUUACUACUAAAUUCCACUGCGCCUUUAUGCGCCCGAAACGAAAGAUUUUGGCAAAGAGUCGUGCCAAAAGAGAUGUCGAGUUACAGUCUGAAGAUAUCGAUGUUUUUGAUCUGCGAGGCUUUCUCCAGGAGACAAUCCCGCACGCUAAUUUUAAUGACUUACGCCCCCUCUUUGAGCAACUUAUCGAACACACCUCUCCUAAAAUUGAAAGACAGCACACCUCCACAAAUAUACCCUCUCAAGCUCACGACAAGUAUGACCGAAUAUUGGCAUAUCUGAGUGCCGAACAAGCGUGUAACUUGGUUACACGGUUUAUGGACAAUACUGUAGUUGUCCAAAACCGCAAAGAGAAGAUAAAAUACUGGACCAGCACCUAG
Molecule: messenger RNA, 2031 nt
Organism: Clonostachys rhizophaga
Lineage: Eukaryota; Fungi; Ascomycota; Sordariomycetes; Hypocreales; Bionectriaceae
Source: the annotation of a GenBank genome assembly